AUGGCUCCGCUCGACCGCAAGGGCGAGGCCCUCGCGUGGAUCCUCGUCGGAGGCUCGAGUUCCCAGCAGGUUCAGCGUGGAAUCGAGUAUGCCACGGCCGCCCUACCGCUGCUCCGCCCGGGUGACGACGUCGCCGUCCUCCCGUACGAGUCAGCUACGAGGGAGUACGCGGAGUUCGUCCGCGAGAUCCUCGGGCUGUCGAAGAACCAGUUCAUCUGGGCGUCCGAGCAGACCACGCUCAACUCGCUUUCCGUCGGCGACCUGACGCCAACCGUCACGGAGGAGAUCAAGGCUUGGUCCACCAAAUGCCGGCAGAAGGGCUCGAAGUCGGUCGUGGUGCCCUACGCCACGUCCGCGCCCUUCGAGGCCUGGAUGGAGGGCCUCCGCGCCCUCGGGUGCGACGCGGAGCCCGUCGCGGGCGCGCGGCCCGACGACAAGCGCGCGCACAAGGGCAGUCUGCACCGUUCCGUCAAAGACCUGGAUUCCCCGUCCUUCGUCGAACACCUCGGCGACGACAUCCCCGUCCCGCGCGGCUUCGCGUGCGAGGACAACGACGACCUCCUCGUCGCCAUGGCCCUCCUCGGCGGCUCCGAGGCCGUCGUCAAGCCCUGCGAGGGCCGCGCCGGCGAGGGCGUCCUGGUCGUGUCGUCCGCGGAGGAGCUGCGCCUCUACGACUUCCCCCUGGGGCCCGUCGUGCUGCAGGAGCGCCUCGCGCUCGACAAGACCCUGGACGGCAUCGAGCUGUCGUCCUGCGCCGCGAAGGCCGCGGGCGACAGCCUCCCGGGCUUCGAGCGCGUCACGAUUGGCCCAGCGCACUUUGGCAUCAAGAGCAACGCGUCGACGGAGGCGCACCAGGCCGCGGUCGGGGCGUGGUCGACGCGGCUGCUCGCGGACCACCCGACCGCGACGGCCGAGUUCGUGUCCGUCGGGGGCCACCCGCUGCUCAUGUCGAUGCAGAUCGGCAAGCUGCAGGCCGACCACUUCGUGAUGGCGUUCCACGACCGCUACGCGCCCGGCACGGAGUUCUACGUGUGGUCCGCGACGCCCCCGCGGCACCUCGACGUCUGGGUGUACUGGGCGCGCCUCGUCGAGCAGAAGGCCGCCUUCGUGCCGCCGCCCGCGGGCACCGUCCCCGAGGUCGGCGCCGGGUGCGGCGUCUUCCCGGUGUCGUACCUCAAGGGCCAGACGGCGACGUUCAUCGCGAUCGGGCCGACGCAGGAGACGGUCCUGCGCCUCAAGGCUGUCGCGGACGAGGCCCUGCGCGCUGACCUGGAGGAGGCUCCGCUGAAGCUUGUGUCGUGGCGCGACGACGUGCGGCGCAUCUGGGUGUCGGGCCCGCGCCCGGAGUACCGCCGGAUCACGCAGCGGUUCAACAUGCCGAACCGCUGCCUCCCGCUCGUCCGCAAGGGCAUCGACUUCAUCGUCAUUCCCGGCGGGCACGACCCGACGAUGGAGUUCGCCGAGUUCAUCAAGGAGGUGUGCGAGCUGGACGAGGACCAGGUGAUCGUCACGUCCGGGCGCGAGUACAACCUCGACGACGACAUCUCGUCGGACCCCGGCGUCAUCUCCCGCCUCAAGGCCAUCGUCAUCUCCAACCCCAAGGACAAGUUCACGCUCGUGCCGUACGCCGUGACGCCCAACUUCGAGCGCUGGGCCAACCAGUUCCACGAGCUCGGCGUCACCGUCUUCGGCGAGUCCCUCGAGUGGAUCCUCAAGUUCGGGCACAAGGGCAUUCUCCACCGCAGGGUCGCCACGCCCGACGUGCCCUCGAUCGUCGAGCAGAUCGGCGCGACCGUCCCCGUCGCGCGCGGGUGGCACUGCUGCAACCGCGACGAGCUCCUCUGGGCCUGGGAGUGGCUCAACGCGCACGGCGUGCGCAAGGGCGUCAUCAAGCCCAACCUGGGCGCCGCGGGCGAGGGCAUCAUUUUCGUGACCGAGCGCGAGCAGCUGGCGAUGUACGACUUCCCGAUGGGCGACGUGUGCCUCGAGGAGUUCCUCAACCUCGACUGCGCGCCCGACGGCGUCGUGCUGUCGCCGGCCGUGCACUACAUGGAGGGCAUGCUCAUUGGCCGGGGGCUGGUGGACCAGAUCAUGAUCGGGACCGGAUACGCCGGGUGGCGCGAGUCCGCGGUGCCGAAGACGUUCCAGGUCGCGGCCGUCGGGUGCAUCGACAAGCUGAUCCGCAAGAUGAGCCCCAAGGGCCCCGGCGGGUUCGACUUUCUGUCGGUCAAUGGGACGCCCAUCCUGUCCGACGUCAACACGGGGCGGUUCAACGGCGCGCACUCGCCGAAGAUCUUCCUGGACCUGUACUCCAAGGGGAACUCGUUCUACUGCUGGAAGCUCAAGCCGCCGAUCAACGCCGACCUGUGGCUGUACUGGAAGGGCCUGACGCAGGCGGGCAUCGCCUUCUACCCGGGCCGCUCCACGCGGGGCGUGUUCCCGCUCAUCUUCCUCCGCGGGCUCUCCGGCCAGUUCAUCGCCAUCGCGGAGACCGCCGAGGAGGCCGAGAAGCUGCGCUACGAGGCCGACCGCUGCCUGGCCGACGCCGUGUCGCGCAAGCCCACGCUCAAGUCGAACCUCAGCGUCUUCAAGAAGGCCGACAUCCUGCACCGCCCCUGGCGCCGCCUGUGGAUCCUGCGGCCCUCGAUGGUGUCCAACCGCGAGUCGUCGUUCGCGCACUCGCUGCCGCUCUACGCCGCCGCGCUGCUGCGCCCCGGGGACGCCAUCGUGCUGCCGGACCGCGAGCCCACGCGCGAGUACUGGGACUUCAUCCGCGGCCUCCUCCACCUCGAGGACAACCAGGCCUACUUCGCCUCAGGCGAGGACCUGGGCGAGGACCUGGUCCACGAGCUCGUGAGGAUGGUGAUCGAGGAGGGCCCGGCGCCGGGGGAGGUUUCGCGCGCACAGCUGCUGCCGCUGCCGCUCCCCGCCGCGCAGGAGGUCGCGCCCGAGACGGUCCCGGCAGCGGAGCCCGAGCCCGUCGCGCCGCUGGCGCGCAAGUCCAUCGCGAGCUCCGGCCCGAAGGACGCCAAGCUGACCCCCGUGGCGACGGCGCCGGCGACGCUGGCGCAGGGGCAGCCGCACGGGUCCGGCCUGCGCAUCUCGUCGUCGCACGCGAGCAUCGGCGAGGGCCACGGGCACUCGGACGCGAUCGCGGUCACGGCGGCGGCCACCGAGACGGAGCUGCGCGAGGUGGUGCCGCACCGCCGCAUCAACCGCGGCGGGUUCUCGCUCGUGCCGUUCUCGCCGACCGCGGCGUUCCUGCAGUGGGCCACGCCGCUGCUCGCGCACGGCGUGCGCGUCUUCGGCGACGACGCCGACUGGCUCGACAAGUACUCGACCCACGCCAGCAUGUACCCGACGGUGCCGCUGCCGGGCAUGCCGAUCGAGGCCGCGCAGCCGACGUCGCUCGGGAAGCUCAACCUCGGCGUGAAGAUGCUCCGCGGGUUCACGUGCUACAACAACAUCGAGCUCGUCCGCGCGUGGGACCUCCUGGAGCGCGCGCCGUGCGUGGUCAAGCCCGCCGCGCUGCUCGUGUCGCAGAGCGAGGGCGUGCUCUCGAUCCACUCCGAGGCCGAGCUGCGCCUGUACGACUUCCCGCACGGCCCCGCGGUCCUCGAGGAGGUCCUGGCCUUCGACCGCGCCGCAGACGGGAUUCCCCUUUCCAUCUCGGUGCCCUUCAUCAAGAACGACGUCAUCGGGCAGAACCCGCUGGACCUCCUGAGCGUCGGCAAGCACCUCGUCGGCGUGCGCACGUCCACGCUCGACGACGCCCGCCAGGAGGAGCUCGUCGCGAUCGUGCGCAAGAUGCUGCGCGCCCUCAAGCCCAAGGGGGCCGGGACGGCCGUCUUCGGGUUCGUGAACGGCGAGCCCGUGCUCAAGUCGCUCGUGGCGGGGCGCUUCUCGCGCGAGCACUUCGUGCAGCUCUUCGUCGAGGCGCACGCCGAGGACGAGAACCGCGCCUUUGUGGGGUGGCAGCACCGCGUCCCCGAGGCGCUCGACGUGUGGACGUUCUGGAGCCGCCUGGUCGAGAAGGGCGCGGCGUUCGUGCCCGGGCAGUCCGCGAGCGGCGUCUUCCCUCUCGUGUUCUACCGCGGGUCGCUGUCGAUCUUCCUGGCCAUCGGCGAGGACAUGGCCGAGGUGCAGCGGCUGCGCGAGCUCGCGGACGAGCUCCUGCGCGCGCCCGCGCGCCCGCUGCGCAAGGCGCUGGCGUACACUCGCACGCUCGAGAACCGCAGGCGCAUCUUCGCGCUCUCGCCGCUCCCGGAGCACCGCGUGUGGCCGUGCAGCGAGUUCGUCAUCCCGUGCCUCUCGCUCUCGCUGCUGCGCCCGGGCAUCGACGUCGCGAUCGUCCCGGGCACGGACGCCGUGCGGGAGUACGCCGCGCUCGUCGCCGAGGCGCUCGGCAUCACGGACCAGCAGAUCGUCUACACGUCCAACACGUCGGCGGUGAUGGACGACGACGUCGACGACGACACGAUCGUGCGGAUCAAGGGCGCGCUGCUCGGCACGAACACGCCCGCGGACGCCGCCGCGCCGCCGCCGCCGAUGGGCGCGGCCAUCAUCCCGUUCGAGGCCUCGAAAUCCUUCCGCCGCUGGUCGUCGCAGCUGGGCGAGUUCCACGUGCAGACGUACGCCGAGGAGCCGCCGAACGCGGCGGCGCGCACGCAGGGCGCGUGGGGCACGCGCGCGUGGAUGCACCGCCGCGCGCGCACCCCCGACGCGCCCUCCCCGCUCGAGCUCGCCGCCAAGGCCAAGGGCAUCACCGUGGAGACGCCGCACGGCUACGUGUGCUCCAACGUCGACGAGCUCGUCAAGGCGUUCGACCUCCUGCGCGCCGCGAGCGAGAAGCGCCAGAAGGAGCGCUCCGCGGCCGAGGAGGCCAAGCACUCGUACGGCUUUGCGGCGCAGUCGCAGGCCGCGUCCGAGCCCGAGCAGUUCCAGGCGGUCCUGAAGCCGGCGGUCGGGAUCCUCGGCGAGCACGUCCUCACGAUCACCGACUCCGAGCAGCUCCGGCUGUACGCCUUCAGCGCCGGCGAGGUGGUGCUGGAGGAGCACCUGCAGCUGGACCGGGCCUCGGACGACCUGCAGCUGACGCUGAUGGUGCCGUUCGAGAACGGCAAGGUCCUCGCGAACGAGAUCAUGGACAAGGUCGUCGUCGGGAACUACGUCGCGGGCCUGCGGCCGACCAUGGCGCCGCGCAAGCUCGCCGCCAAGGCCGCCGAGCUGGCGGGCGUGCUGGUCGCGGCCGCGGCGCCGGCCACGGCGGGCGCGCUGCACUUCUUCAUCGUCAACGGCGCGCCCGUCCUGAGCGGCAUGUCGUCGUCGGCGUUCGCGCCGCUCCUCGCGGCCAUGCACUUUGUGCGGCAGUGCGCGCCCGCGGGCUCCAAGUACUUCAUGUGGCGCUUCACGCCCCCCGCGAGCGUCACCGCGCAGCGCUUCUACUCCACGCUCGAGCAGAAGGGCGUCGCGUUCCAGCCCGGCAGCCGCACGCGCGGCAUCUUCCCCGCGCUGUACCUGAAGGGCGUGGAGUGCGUGUGCGUGGCGAUCAGCAGCACGGCGCUGGACUGCGCGCUCCUGCACGACAAGGCGAUCAAGAUCCAGGAGCACCUCGUGAAGGAGGCCGCGCGGCUGGAGGCGGGCGUGACGGAGCUGGGCCCGCUGCCGGCGCCGGCGAUCCCCGAUGAGGUGGCCGCGGACCUGAUGCUGAUCCGGAACGCCGAGAUGGUGUACUCGCCCGAGCCGCUCGACGCGCGCAACAUCCUGGUCGCCGGCGGGAAGGUGGUGGCGCUGCUGGGCGAGGAGGAGGCCGCGGUGAUGCAGGCCAUGGCCAUGGUCAAGGUCCUGGACGCCGCGGGCGCGAUCGUGGUGCCGGGCAUCGUGGACAUGCACGUGCACGUCACGGGCGGCGGCGGGGAGGCCGGGCCGUCGUCGAGGACGCCGGAGGCCAAGCUCUCGGAGCUCCUCUCCGGCGGCAUCACGACCGUGGUGGGCAUCCUGGGCACGGACGGCUUCUCGCGCAGCCAGGAGAACCUGUUGGCCAAGUGCCGCGCGCUCAACGAGGAGGGCAUGACCGCCUACAUGUGGAGCGGCAACUACGCCUGCCCGGGCCCCACCCUCACGGGCUCCGUCACCAAGGACAUCAUGUCGGUCGAGCAGGUCAUCGGCGUCGGCGAGGUCGCCGUGAGCGACCACCGCGGCUCGCAGCCCACCAUCGACACGCUCGCGGGCCUGGCCGCGGAGGCCCGCGUCGCGGGGAUGCUCUCGAACAAGGCCGGCAUCGUGCACAUCCACAUCGGCCCCGGCAAGGGCCUCCUGAAGCCGCUGUGGGACGUGGUCGAGAACAGCGAGAUCCCCAUCACGCAGUUCAUCCCCACGCACAUGGACCGGUCCGAGGAGCUCAUCGAGGACGGCGCGAAGUGGCUGCGCGCGGGCGGGUUCCUGGACUUCACGGGCCGCUCGGUGCGCACCCGCGUCGCGCUGGGCAAGUACUUCCACGAGGGCCUCCCCAUGGAGAACGUCUCGGUGUCGUCGGACUCGUACGGCUCGCUGCCGACGUUCGACGUCAACGGGAAGCUCGUCGCGUACAAGGCCGCGGACACCAAGGCGCUGCUGCGUCUGUUGCGCCAGCUGUACUUCCAGAUGCGCUGGCCCAUCGAGCGCAUCAUUCCGCUCAUGACGAGCAACCCCGCGCGCAUGCUCAAGCUGCGCAGCAAGGGCAGGAUCGACGUGGGGAAGGACGCGGACCUGCUCCUGCUGUCGCACACCACGCUGAAGCUGACGCACGUCGUGGCGCGCGGGAAGCUGGUCAAGGCGCCGGGGUGGACGCAGGGCGGGCUGUUCGAGAAGGGCAAGAACAUCCGGCCGAUUCUGCCCCAGGAGGACUGA
Molecule: messenger RNA, 6888 nt
Organism: Pedinophyceae sp. YPF-701
Lineage: Eukaryota; Viridiplantae; Chlorophyta; Pedinophyceae
Source: the annotation of a GenBank genome assembly